Messenger RNA from Saccharomycodes ludwigii, 822 nucleotides. RefSeq lists its product as uncharacterized. The record is from RefSeq and is a predicted model, not a curated record. Gene Ontology annotation, molecular function: structural constituent of cell wall. Gene Ontology annotation, biological process: fungal-type cell wall organization. The transcript has 2 exons. Gene Ontology annotation, cellular component: fungal-type cell wall. NCBI's taxonomy places the organism in Eukaryota, Fungi, Ascomycota, Saccharomycetes, Saccharomycodales, Saccharomycodaceae. The coding region runs from base 1 to 822 and encodes 273 amino acids.
AUGCAAUACAAAAAAUCCGUUAUUACUGCCUCCUUGGCUACCCUUUCUGCAGCUGCUUACGUACCAGGCGACAAUUGGUCCACUUUGACUCCAACUGCUACUUAUAGUGGUGCCAUAUCCAAUUAUGCUUCUACCUUUGGUAUUGCUGUCAUCCCUAUUACUACUGGUUCCUAUGCUUCCUUAGCAACUUCUACAGCUUCUGUUGCAAAGAGAGAUGUUCAAGCUGUUUCUCAAAUCGGUGAUGGUCAAAUUCAAGCUACAACUACCGUUUCUCAAAUUGGUGAUGGUCAAAUCCAAGCUACAACCAGUACCGCUGCUGCCACAAAGACCACUGCUCAAGCCGUUUCCCAAAUCGGUGAUGGCCAAAUCCAAGCCUCCACUAGAACUACUACUACAUUAGCUCCAACCAGCUCUUCUACUUUGUCUGUUACAGAAUCCACUUCUGCUGCUACCUCAGCCACAGAAUCCGCUAGUUCUACUACUUCUACUGCCUCUUCUAGUGCAAGCGAUCCAGUUGAUGCUGUUUCUUGCAAAUCCAACGGAACUCUAUCUAUGACCUUGACUGAUGGUGUCUUAAAAGAUUCUAAAGACAGAAUUGGUUCCAUUGUUGCUAACAGACAAUUUCAAUUUGAUGGCCCACCACAAGCAGGUGCUAUUUACGCCGAUGGUUGGUCUAUUACUCCAGAAGGUAAUUUAGCCAUUGGUGAUGAAGAUGUUUUCUAUCAAUGUUUAUCUGGUGGUUUCUACAACUUGUAUGAUGAAUACGUUGGUGGUCAAUGUAAACCAGUUUACUUGGAAGUUAUUGAUUUGAUUGACUGCUAG